AUGCCGUUGCCUUUCCUGGGGCGACUGAAUAUUCCCGAAUAUGUCGCCCUUCUUGGUUCAUUCUUUCUCGUCGGGCUCGAGGCCUUUAUUCGUGUAAUCACAUUAGCGCUGCCCUCGACACUAAUAUCCCUGUUAUAUGGCGUCUCGAGACGAAUCUUCAACCGAUAUUCCACACCUAAGCAGAAGAUAGCCGUGGAAAAGCAGAAACCUGUGUCUACUUCGAUUCGAGAUGCAUCCGAUUUUGUCGAACUUUGCGCCCUGAACGGCUACCAGGCUGAAGAACAUGUUGUCCAGACCAAAGAUGGCUAUCUACUCGGCUUGCAUCGCCUCGCCUGGAGGAAAGGGGAGGAAGACCAGAGAGUCAACAGCGGCCCGAACAGCGUCCAGAAGCGUGUGGUGUACUUGCACCACGGUUUGCUCAUGAACAGUGAGGUCUGGGUCUGCCAGACGGACACAAACCGAUCGCUCGCGUUCGUGCUGGUGGAUCAAGGCUUCGAUGUCUGGCUUGGAAACAACCGCGGCAACAAGUACUCGAAGAAGAGUAUCAACCAUUCACCUGCUUCCACAGCCUUUUGGAAUUUCUCCAUUGACGAAUUUGCUUUCCACGACAUUCCGGAUAGUAUCGCGUACAUCCUCGAGACUACGGACGAAAAGUCGUUGUCGUACAUUGGCUUCUCGCAAGGAACAGCCCAGGCCUUUGCCAGUUUGGCCGUCAAUCCAAGACUUAACCAGCAAGUCAACGUGUUUAUCGCCCUCGCGCCAGCCAUGUCACCGGCGGGACUUUCCAACAGAGUAGUGGAUGCUCUGAUCAAAUCGUCGCCUUCGGUUCUUUUUCUGCUCUUUGGUCGCCGGGCGAUCCUCAGCUCUGCUACCAUGUGGGAGACCAUAUUGUAUCCUCCGAUCUUUAUCAAGGUCAUAGAUGUUGCUGUGUCUUUCCUAUUUGGUUGGAAAACCAGAAACAUCUCGACAAGCCAGAAGCUGGCUGCUUAUCCCCACUUGUACUCGUUCACCAGCACCAAGUCGGUGGUACAUUGGUUCCAAAUCAUCCGUACCAAGAGCUUUCAGAUGUACGAUGAUGAUGUCCAGCAACCAUUGUCGCUGAGCACAAGCUCCAGGUUCACGAAAGUGGCUAAGUAUCCUACGCGAAACAUCAAGACACCGAUAGUUCUAGUCUAUGGCGGUUCCGAUUCACUGGUGGAUAUCAAAGUCAUGCUUCGCCAGCUGCCGCCUCAGACCGUCGCCACCGAGAUCCCGCGCUACGAACAUAUCGACUUUUUGUGGGCGCGCGACGUUGACGCACAAGUAUUCCGCCACGUAUUUGACGCGCUGGACUCAUUCACUGGUGCGGAACAUACCAAGGAAGAGUACAAUCGGUAUAGGACUGCUCGCUCGUCCAGCAUCAGUGCCAGCGUGAACUUCAGGCGACACGCUCAUCAUGAUAGUGUCGACACUCAGGCAGAUGUGACAGAUGAGACCACCGCGACAACCACCGAGGCGGAAAGCGACUCGGGUGACAGGACUCUCGUCAACGGUCGAGGCGGAUCGAGGUCUAGACUUCGACACCAGGCCACAGAGGGCUUACGCAGCCCUUCAAGGGGCUCUGAGGUCUCGGUAGGCCCGGCCAGUGGUGGCUUGAAUACAAAUGGUACAGUAGCCUCCGAUGGUGAAAGCUCCUCGGGUUCGCCCGCAAGGCGAAGGGCAGGCAUUCAACGCCAUACCAGCGGUGUGAGCGUCGACUCUCUACGUCAAGGCCGUGGAAUUAGGGUGGGUGCCAGUCGGGCCGUAGGGGGUGUCACUGCUGCGAUCGCCGGCGGCAACUCUCCCAGUAGCGGGACGGAUUAG
Pyricularia oryzae 70-15 is the source of this 1842-nucleotide messenger RNA. RefSeq names its product sterol esterase TGL1. Gene Ontology annotation, biological process: lipid metabolic process. The transcript has 5 exons. The coding region runs from base 1 to 1842 and encodes 613 amino acids. The record is from RefSeq and is a predicted model, not a curated record. Lineage: Eukaryota; Fungi; Ascomycota; Sordariomycetes; Magnaporthales; Pyriculariaceae.